Molecule: messenger RNA, 5206 nt
Organism: Mus pahari (shrew mouse)
Lineage: Eukaryota; Metazoa; Chordata; Mammalia; Rodentia; Muridae
Gene: Adora1
Product: adenosine A1 receptor
Exons: 3
Coding region: 311-1534 (407 amino acids)
Biological process (GO): G protein-coupled adenosine receptor signaling pathway
Cellular component (GO): membrane; synapse; dendrite
Molecular function (GO): G protein-coupled adenosine receptor activity
Source: RefSeq, a predicted model, not a curated record
UAACUGGGAUGUCCCCCUUGGGGCAGUCGAUGGGUAAGGAUUCUGGGCAGAGCUGGAGCUGUUAAGAGUCAGGCACCAGCGGCGUCCCAGGUGGGUGGGCACAGGGUAGGCGUGCGCGCUCGCGGGAAAUGGGAGCCCAUGGACCCGCCAGGUCCUGGGCUUAGUCCCUCAGAAUCACGCCUGCCAUCCAGUCCCAGGUACGAAACAGGGGCACUACCUCUUUAAAGGCGUCCGGGGCUGAGCCUCUGCCACACCAUGUGAUUGCUUGAAAGGCCGGGCUGGGAGCGCAGCGGCGGGAGCCUGUAGAACGAUGAGCCGAUGCGCGCGCGGUGCCCAGAGCCCAGCCCUGCCUGGCGCGGCUCCGGAAAGCCGCCCGGGGAACUUAGGGCUACGCCUUUGGGACCCCCUGCUGGUUGGCAGGCAGGAUGGUGAGCUCCUUGCCUCCGGGUCGGCGGACACCUGUGGGCACUGUGGAUGCACUGGGGAUCCUUGUGGAGUGCUGGCCUGGUGCCCCAGGGCGCCUGUCUGCGGAUGUGCCCAGCUCCUGCCCACCAUGCCGCCGUACAUCUCGGCCUUCCAGGCUGCCUACAUUGGCAUCGAGGUGCUCAUUGCCUUGGUCUCUGUGCCCGGAAACGUACUGGUGAUUUGGGCUGUGAAGGUGAACCAGGCACUUCGCGAUGCCACCUUCUGCUUCAUCGUAUCCCUGGCGGUAGCUGAUGUGGCCGUUGGCGCCCUGGUCAUCCCACUGGCUAUCCUUAUCAACAUUGGGCCACAGACCUACUUCCACACCUGCCUCAUGGUGGCCUGCCCUGUCCUCAUCCUCACCCAGAGCUCCAUCCUGGCUCUGCUUGCUAUCGCUGUGGAUCGAUACCUCCGAGUCAAGAUCCCUCUACGGUACAAGACAGUGGUAACUCAGCGGCGGGCAGCAGUGGCCAUAGCUGGCUGCUGGAUUCUCUCUCUUGUGGUAGGCCUGACACCCAUGUUUGGCUGGAACAACCUGAGUGAGGUGGAACAAGCCUGGAUAGCCAACGGCAGUGUUGGGGAGCCCGUGAUCAAGUGUGAGUUUGAGAAGGUUAUCAGCAUGGAGUACAUGGUCUACUUCAACUUCUUCGUCUGGGUGCUGCCGCCACUGCUCCUCAUGGUUCUUAUCUACCUGGAGGUCUUCUACCUGAUCCGCAAGCAGCUCAACAAAAAGGUGUCAGCCUCCUCUGGUGACCCCCAGAAGUACUACGGGAAGGAGCUCAAGAUCGCCAAGUCGCUGGCCCUCAUCCUCUUCCUCUUUGCCCUCAGCUGGCUACCGCUGCACAUCUUGAACUGUAUCACCCUCUUCUGCCCCACCUGCCAGAAACCCAGCAUCCUGAUCUACAUCGCCAUCUUCCUCACACACGGCAACUCGGCCAUGAACCCCAUCGUCUAUGCCUUCCGAAUCCACAAGUUCCGGGUCACCUUUCUGAAGAUUUGGAACGACCACUUCCGAUGCCAGCCCAAGCCUCCCAUUGAUGAAGACAUCCCAGAGGAGAAAGCUGAUGACUAGGCUCUGCCUUGCUCCGUCUAGCCCGCCGCACCCAGUGGCUCUCUGUUCAACCCCCAUGUCCUCCCUGUUCCCCCUGUCCCACUGUUCCUCCUCAGCCUUCCCAGCUGGGCUGUGGGCUGUGGACACCAGGGAGGCUCUGAAGAGAGGCCAUGGAACAGGGCCCCUUCUGUAAGGAGCUGGCUGCCCUGUACCUUGGGGACCUGGAGGAGGUUUGGAGGUGGGGCAGGCUAUGGCAGGGAAUCGGGUGCCCUCAGGUGAGAGUCUUGAGUGCCCCAUUCCUGGCCGUUCUCUGAGCAGUUCAGAGAGCUAGGGUUAGAAUAUUCUGGCUCCUACUGUCAGACAGGGGAGCCUGCUAUUAGGUGUUGGUGGCCCAAGGGACCAACUUCAAAGUGAAGAAAACAGUCCCUUAGAGGUGGAUGAAUAGAGAGAAAUGGAUAGCCGCCGCUUUGCUGUCUCUCCUGUUCUCUAGGAGAAGAUAGUGAACCACAGGGAAGGAGACCUCAGCCCCUCCUCCAAGGAUUGUUGUUCUUGGCCACGCCGGUGCUCUCCUGACCCCGGGGAGAAGCCCGGGGUUAUACUUGGGAGAGGCAGGAAGAAUGGGUCCAGGGACUGUCUCUCACAUUUGCUCUAUUCACAGCCUGGGACUCCCAGUGGGCCACAAAGUCCUUGGGAAUAAAAAUAGUGCAGAGGGUGCUGGCCUCACAUAGCCAGCAGGGAGCAGCACUGAGCCCUUCUUGCCCUGAACUUCCUGGGAGUCUCCGAUGUAAUUUUCUGUCUGGGCCACCGAGCUUCACCAACUCUCAGAGCAGGCCUGGACUCUCCCGAGGGACACCAUCUCUGCUUCCAAGCCCCAGGAAGUACAAUCCUUGGGAGCAUGCUGCCUGAGGGGGGAGGAAAACAUCCAAGAUCAUCCCAGGUGACCCUGGGCACCCCUGGUGUGCCCAGAAGUGUGACAGACCAGACCAGACCAGACCAGACCAAAAGAGAUUGCUGCCUUCAGUGUGAGAGAGUGCCUUGCUGGCAUUUAAAUAUCCAAAAGGCUCCUGGAGGUGGCUUUAGUUUAGGAGCUGUGUUGCAAAUAGAGUGUAGGCUUUGGGGGAGGUCUCAGGUGGGACCAAUCCAUGUUCUGCUGAGCCUGGAUGUCUUCCUUGUAUGGACAGCAGGCAGAGGAGGGUGUCAGGUUCUCUCCUCCUUGGGUGUGAAUAUUGACUCCAAGUCUUGAUUCCAGGCUCUUCCUUCAGUUGGAGGUAAGGUGUCCCUGGCUCUCAAGGAGGCCCCUAUGUCUAAUAAAAGAUUGUGAAGCCCUGAGGAGAGUGGGGUGCUGGCACCCCAGCACUGCCAGGGGGCAACCAGACCACCUCAGCGGAGAAGAUGUAAUGGUGGGGGUGGAGGGGAAGCUGGGAGAGGGCUGUGGAGGCAGAUGGAAAGUCCCAGAGAUGGUGUGUCUGUUGCUAUAGUUACACAUUUAGGGUAGCACAUUGUGAAUCAGAAAGCAAGAUCCAGAACACUCACAUGUCUAAAAAAAAAAGAAAAAAGAAAAAAAAUGCCUGUAUCAUCGUGAGCCCCUUCCUGUUGGCACUUUUCUAAUCUUGAUAGUGUCUCCCCUUCAUAGUAACAUAGUAUUUUCCCAUCCAUCAUGACACUCACCACCACAGAAACCCCACACACCUUUAUUUGAAUGUUUCUCACACAGUGUACAACUCUGAAGAGGGUGCCAGUCUCUGCCCCUUUAGGGCCCUCUUGUACCCAGAAGGUAUGGCCUGGGGCCUGCCAGGCCCAAUCCUGGGUCUGGACCCAGCCUCUGGUAGAGGGAGCCUGCAGGUGCUAGAGGCCCGCCCCCACCCCCACCCCCAUUAGCUGUUCCUAUGGUCUUGGAGACUCCUGGGGUCCUGAUCCUCACGUCUGCAGGAUGUGACAGAGAAUGCCCUUCUGCGUCCUGGUGUGUGACCAAGCUGCUAGAAGAGAUAGUGGGGAGUCGGGUAGAGAACCACCUCCACCCUUCCCAGUUCUUCCUCAGACUUGAUUCCCAGUGCUGAGCUCUGCUCAGUGCAGCUCUGGGGACUUGUUAGUUCACCUCAGAACCACCAAAGGAACAAGGACUGGGUCCCUACUUUCCUCAUGAAGGAAAAGAAUGCCGAUGUUUACAGUCACUCAAAGGCAAGUCCAGAUGCUGACCUGUGACCAACCACCACCCAGAGUCCCCAUCCCUUCUGGACCUCCCCAGCAUGGCCCAGCGCUGCACUGUCUUCACCAAACUGAACAUGCAUGCUCUCUGUCUUUUGCUACAAAAAUGGUACCCGGAUCUGCCUCCUGCCCUCCUGCCCUCCCCUCCCCAUCUCCAGUGACAUUUUGUGCCUGGGGGUGGGGUGGGGUGGAUUCUUCUCUCCCAAUGUUCUCUUUAACACCACGCUCUCAGUAGAGGUAACUGAAGGAGUGGGUCCAGCCACUCACCUGUCCUUGUCCCGGUCUCUGUCUCUAUUGCUUUUCAGUGUGUGGCAGACGCUGAAAGAGAUACCACAAGUUAGAGCUUUGGGGGAAGACAGGAGGGAACGGAGAGGUUUGAGGUCAAGAAUCCCCAGCACCCCAGUCCCCAAAUAGGAAGAACAUCUUCCCACUUAGAAAGUCACACAGUUCCUCACCCCUCCCUACCCUUUUCCUGCUCCAGUUUUGCUCUGAGCUACAUCUAGUCCAGCUCCAAAGAGGGACUCAGUCUGUCCACUACAGCAGGGUGCUGAGGGCACCCUUCUGGCUCCCACCUUUAACCUCCAGCCGACAAUCCACAGAGGCCUCCCCCAGCACGUUGAUGGCCUUGCAAGUGUAGACCCCGGAAUCAAAGGGGCUGGGCUUCCGGAUCUCCAGGGUGCAGACCCCUUGCUCGGAGACGGCACGGUACUUGGGGUCACCCUGGAUGUCCAUCUUGUUUUUCAUCCAGAUGAUCUUGGGCUGGAAGCAAGGUCAGAGGAGGGUAAUGAAGUAAGAACAGCUCUCAAGAAAGAGUUUCAUCCCUGCAGCCUCCGACCACCCCACCAGCCCAGGGCCCCUGACCUUAGGUGAUGCUCGAACACUGCAGAAAAGCUGCGUGCUAUAGCCAGGAGUGGAGGUAUGGUCAGCCAGGGGCUGGGUGAAUGAGGGUGCUUCUGAGAAGUCUCGCUCAAUAAACUCUCUAGGUUUGGCAGUGAUAUCUAGGUUCAGGGGAGAAUUUGAGGUUAUAGGGAUGCAGGAGGCUUCGGAAGACUGGCCUCAUCCCUAAACUUUGGGACAUUCAACCUGGUCAACACGUGAAGACAUCAGAGAAAAGCCUCGCUGAGCAGGGCUGAGGCUGAUCAGGAGGUGAACAGUGAGGAGUGGGCGUGAAAACCUGAGCCACGGAGGAUUGCCGCAAGAGGCGAAUAUCACAUUCCAUUUCUGUCUGCCUCUGAGACCCGAGUGGCUUUCCUUUUUAAACACAAAAUGCUCAGGGCUGUGAUGCUCUAGCUGAUGUUAAAGAGUGUGGCUUCUAGGGUGAGUGAGAUGGCUCAGCGGGUGAGGGUGCUUGCCACCAAGCUUACCACCCCAGUGUUUAGUCCCUGGGACCCACGGGGUAGAAGGAGAGAACUGACAUGUGGUCCUUAGACUUACACAUGCACGCGCACAUGUGAACACACACUCACACACCAAUAAAUGUAAUUAAAA